Messenger RNA from Drosophila serrata, 1091 nucleotides. Its product is annotated as NFU1 iron-sulfur cluster scaffold homolog, mitochondrial. Gene Ontology annotation, cellular component: mitochondrion. The record is from RefSeq and is a predicted model, not a curated record. NCBI's taxonomy places the organism in Eukaryota, Metazoa, Arthropoda, Insecta, Diptera, Drosophilidae. Gene Ontology annotation, biological process: iron-sulfur cluster assembly. Gene Ontology annotation, molecular function: iron ion binding; iron-sulfur cluster binding.
UUUCUCUGCAUAUGGCCACACUUGAACAGCCGACAGCUGAUUUUUCGUUAGUUUUUCAUAAUCAAAACGCAAAAUGUCGAAAUUACUAACCGAAAUGGCAAUGAACACGCUGCGGAACACUCGGUUCGGCGCCCGUCAGCUAGUUCGCAAUUUUGCGGGCAUUGCAUCUACGCGUAACAAUCCCGAACCGGCGCAUCUGAAGUCCGGCUAUGGCUAUGCACAUGAACAAGGGCUCCUGCAGCAGCAUCAGCAAAUGCAGAUGCCGUUGGCAGGCAGGCGCAGCAUGUUCAUCCAGACACAGGACACACCCAAUCCGGAGAGUCUCAAGUUUCUACCCGGCGUGGAAGUGCUCGGCAAGGGCAACACCUAUGACUUUCCCAAUGGGACGACCGCCCAUGGCAGUCCACUGGCCAAACUGCUGUUCCGCGUGGAGGGAGUGCGUGCCGUAUUUUUUGGCGCCGACUUUAUCACCAUCUCAAAGCAGGAGGGCGCCGAAUGGAGCCUAAUCAAACCAGAGGUAUUUGCCGUCAUCAUGGACUUCUUUGCCAGCGGACUGCCCGUUCUGCAUGAGGCUCAGCCCAAUGCCGAUACCGAGAUUCUCGAGGAUGAUGACGAAACGGUCAUGAUGAUAAAGGAGCUGCUGGACACACGUAUCCGACCCACUGUCCAGGAGGAUGGCGGCGACAUUGUCUUUAUGGGUUACGAGGAGGGUGUCGUCAAGCUAAAAAUGCAGGGCUCCUGCUCCUCGUGUCCCAGCUCGAUUGUGACGUUAAAGAACGGCGUACAGAACAUGCUGCAGUUCUACAUACCAGAAGUGGAGUCGGUGGAGCAGGUCUUCGACGAUGCGGACAGGAUGAAUGACAGUGAGUUCGAGCGCUUUGAGCGCAACCUGAAGACCUUGAGGCAGCAGGAGCCAACAGCGGCUGGAGCGGGAACGCCAACUGGUGGCACCGGCGGCGGUGGCUCUAAUUAGUUUUUCGGGAAAAUCUUAAUCUUCUAUUUAUUUGCGUUGCUAAUUUUUAGUCAAAACCCAUACAUACAUAAAUGUAGUUGAUUGUUUAAAUAAAUCUAUUGCUUUAAGCUUGAGUGGA